Molecule: messenger RNA, 2854 nt
Organism: Tilletiopsis washingtonensis
Lineage: Eukaryota; Fungi; Basidiomycota; Exobasidiomycetes; Entylomatales
Exons: 4
Coding region: 149-2746 (865 amino acids)
Source: RefSeq, a predicted model, not a curated record
CCACCACCGCCGUCCGCCAUCCACCGCGCACCUCCCAUACCCCUCACGCCCUUGACGACCCCUUACGACCUCACGACCUGCACCCAUCCACGCUCCACUGGCGACAACCAUCCACCGCGCCGCACGUCACACUCGCUGCACCCACGCCAUGCCCGCCGCGCCCAGCCCGUCGCCGCCGCCGCCCAGCGUCGCCGGCUUCUCGCCCGGCGGCGCCGUGCCGCACGGCUACUCCUACCUCACGCGCUCCCACUCGCUCCUCACGCCCUCGCGCCGUGCCGCGCCGCGCUUCACGCCCGACGACGGCGAGCGUGCGUCGCCGCGGCACUCGCACGCCGCGCGCAGCAGCAGCGGCAGUGCGGGCGACGAGGCCGCUGCCCUGCCGCGCAGCGAGUCGCUGCACGCCAGUGCCGCCCGCCCGGCGCUGCGCCUCGCCGAUCCGGCGCCGGCGUCGCCGCAGCCGGCCCUCGCGCGCUCCAACUCGCAGCCGCUGCACUCGCCCGCGAAUGCGCGUGCGCAGUGGUCGCGCCGCGAGCGCGGCGACGGCGAGGACAAGGCGCCGGCCGCGACGAGCCAGCAGCAGCUGCUGGCCGCCGUCGAGGCACUUCCUGACAACCCCAAGCUGUGGCUGCCGUCGCAGGUCGCCCUCUACCUGGCCCACGCGCUGGCGCUGCUGCCGGCGCCGAUCAUCGCCGACCUCUCGGCCUUUGUGCGCGGCGCGUCGAUCUCGGGGCGCGCCUUUCUGCGCCUGCAGGAGAGCGACCUGGCCGAGCGCGGCAUGAACCAGCGCUGGCGGCGCCUGAUCAUCGCCGCGGCGCGCCGCCUGCGCCGCGACUGCCUGCGCAGCCGCAUCUGGGCCGACGGCGACUGCGAGUGGCCGCGCACCGAGGAUGCGGCGGAGAAGCCGGAGCAGGGCGAGCAGCCGGGCGCGGGCACCCAGCGGGCCCUCAAGCAGCAGACGCUGAAGCGCAUGCGCGACUGCGCCGCCGUGCGCGAGAUGAUUCAGUCUUUCGAGUCGCCCACGCUCGGCGAGCUCGACGAGGAGGGCUUCGUGGCGCUGCCAGGCCGCCUGCGCAGCUCCUCGUCGAUCUCGUCGCUGCGCUCGGACGCCUCGUCGCCGCGGCGCUCGGCGUCAUCGGAGCUCGCGGGCACCGACGGCCUUGUGCGCCAGCGCCAGGAGAGCUUCGACUCGCCGCGCGACGCCAGCGACGCGCAGGCGCCGCCUGCCAAGCCGUGGCUUGCGCAGCUCACGCACGAGGAGCUGCAGGCCGCGGGCGAGGACGAGAUCGGCGAUGAGCGCGACGAGCGCAUUGCUGGCCUCGCCGCAGUCGAGCUCGACCUCGUGCACGAGCGCGAUCAGAGCUCCUCGACGCAGGGGGACGAGCACGAUGACGCUGCCGAGCUACUCACGCACAUACGCGAUCUGAGCUCCUCGACGCAGGGCUCGUCGCGCAGCUCCACCGGCAGCUUCGACGAGCCGCAGACGCCGCCACCAAUCGACACCGAUCUGCCGCAGACGCAGGUUGCGUCGACGGAGCCGUCGCCGGCGUUCCAGGAGGAGCACGCCGACGUCGAGCGCUCGGCUGCAUUCCGCCCGCGCCUCGCCGCCGGCGCCAAGACGAAUCUGUACCGCGCGUCGACGUACGACGCCGAGGAGCUCGAGGCGCUGGGCAUCUCGCUCAGCGAGGAGGACGAGUCGCUCGGGCGCUUCGACACGGCGCGGCGCAUCCACUCGCCGGAGCCCGAGGCUGCAGACGACAGCGUGCUCGACGAUGCGCUUCCGGUCCUCAACGCGCGCACGGCGGACGGCACGCUCGGCCGCUCGUCGAUGCGCCAGCGCAAGCCCAAGGCCGGCGGGCUGCUCGACCUCUUCAGCACCGUGGCUCCGGUCGCGGUCGAGGAUGAGGCAAGACUCGUCGAGCCGCAGGCUGCCUCCGUCGAUGUUGCGCCGACCGACGCCGCGCUCGUCGCCGACGCUGCACCCGCUGCUGCAAGCGACUCGACUUCCGCCACCGACGCCGCUUUUGUGUAUGAGAUCGAAUCUGCCGCCGAUGCAGCGCCUGGCAUCGACGCUGCAUCUACGAUCGACGCGAUCUCCGCCACUGACGCGACAACCGUAACUGAAGCUGCCGAUUCCCCGUCUGUACCCGACGCUGAGCCUGCGGGCGUUGCGACGACCGCGCACGACGCCUCAGCCGCCGGCGCGUCUGCCCCGGUUAACGCUUCCGCUUCGAGCGAGGCUCCCGCCAUGACGGACGCGCCUGCCACUGGUGACGCGCCUGCCAAGGAUGCGCCCGCCACCCUCCUCGUGCCGAUCACGACGCUCGCGCCCGGCCCCGACGGCAAGGGCUCGGUGCGCCAGCGCUCGAUGGUCAUGGUCGACCGGCGGCGUUUUGAGUCGCUGGCGCGCCGUGCGCUGCUCGUCGACGACAUGGCGCACCAGCUGAGCGUGCUGGAGCGCCUCUCGAGCGUCGAUGCGCAGGCGCCGAGCGCCGAGCUGCGCGACAGCCGCCGCGAGCGCACGCGCAGCGCCCUCGACGACGUCUUUGCGCAGCCGAAGGACGAGUCGGCGGCCGAUGCCGACGCGCAGGUCGAGGCACUGCUGGAGGAGGAUGCGCGCAGCGGCAAGGGCUGGCUGCGCAGCCUGCUGGACGUCGGCGCGAUUCCAAGCUACGCGAUCGGACUCGGCGCGGGCGUCGGCUUCGUCGUCAUCACGGAGGUGCUGGGACGUGCGGCGCGCCGUCGCUGAGGACCUGUUGAGCUCGGGCCGGCGUAAUGAACAAGCCAGCCCUCGAGCGUGUACUGUAUCCUUUCUCAUGACGAACAGCGAUUCAUCGGCGCGCAUACGAGGCGUGAG